AUCCUCGUCGUCGUAAUCCGACCUCGGCUUCGUGAUCGAUCUCGAUCCAGUUACGGGGACACGCGGCGAUCGAUCGGAUUCGCGCCGCGAAUAGCCGUGUCGCGUGCGAAAUAAUGCCUGUAAUCGGCGGGGGAGAGGCGACGCGUACGGCGUAGGAGGAACGAUCAGCAUGAGGUGUUUCGAGAGCUUCUUCAAGCACACCUGGCGACCGCAGCAGGUGCAGCAUCAGAUGGAUACUCCGUCGAAAUUCGAGCCGAAUUCAAAGAAGCCGACGGAGGUGCAUCGUCACGGUGCCGCCGGCGAGACCACGGAGCUGGACGAGGUGAAGGUUAACACGCCGAGCAGUCACGUCGCGACGUCGAUGCCGUCGACGGCGUACACCAGCGGCAGCGAUGCGGCACCCUGCAAGAACGGCGGCUGCAAAGUCUGGCGAAGCAGCUACAUCGGCGGCGGUGGGCCGCGCACCGAGAGCCCCUGGCACUCGCUCAAGACCGUCUUCCUGGUCUCCGUGAUCGUAGCUUUCUUCCUUUGGAUCAUCGUCUACACGCUGUUGGACCAGUAUCGGAUCUUGUGACCACAACCAUCCUCGAGUCUUACUUGAAAUCGUAUGCAGCGAUGGAUUCUGCGGCCUCUACGUGAUCCAUCUUCACUCAUAGUGUUGGGAUCGGAGUUGCCAGGAAUUUGGGGGAUUUUCUUUCAAAUUUUGGUUUCGUUAAUUGUUAUUGUCACGACGGAUUUGUUGGAAGAGCAACAGUACUACAAAUCCUUACAUUCCCCUAAACUUUUCUUCCUACCAACAAAUCUCGUGAUAAUAGCAAAACCCAAAUUUGAAGGAAAUCCUCCAACCUGAAAUCGAGAUCGAGUUCUGCGACGUGACUUUGUGAUCGCAAUUUAUGUGGCAUUCUGUGUCUUUUAUGUGAUCUUACAAUCGCGAUCUGCGAUCGAUACCGGGAUUUGCGGUCCACGAGCUUAGCGAGACUUUUCGUGGUUUACUUGGUUCUAUCUUGUAUUUUUUAUAUUUGCGUCACGGCGAAUUGCCUUUUAUAUUUGAGUCACGGCGUGACAAAUUGACAAAUCUGUCGAGAGACUCGAUAGGGACGGCCGAAUGCAAUUGGAGAGGACUCCUACCGGCAACUUGAGGCUCUCGCAAAUCGGAUUGUAACAUUGUAUAUUUCGUACCGUUUUAUAAAUGUUGUAUACUCCUGUAAAUAUUCGAAUAAAAUACCAACGUUGUACACAG
This is a messenger RNA of Solenopsis invicta (red fire ant), 1240 nucleotides long. RefSeq lists its product as uncharacterized. The coding region runs from base 170 to 574 and encodes 134 amino acids. The transcript has 2 exons. The record is from RefSeq and is a predicted model, not a curated record. NCBI's taxonomy places the organism in Eukaryota, Metazoa, Arthropoda, Insecta, Hymenoptera, Formicidae.